CGAGCUUUAGGAUCUUCACAGUCCAAACAAGUUUUAGAUUCCAAGUUUGGACACUGAUGCAUACGAGUGUGUCACAAUACAAAAACAGAAGGCUAAAUGGAGCUUAUUAUUGCAAGCGACAAGAAGAAGUUGUCAACUGACAAUGAACGGGAGAAUAAUCCAUUACAACAAUGUAAUGAUUCAAUGAUAUAGCCUAGAUGUUAACGAAACGCCUAAUCGCAAUCUUCACUAAAAAAUUGUGAUGAAUUUCUUUCCAAAGAACCAUCGCUAUCUCUUAAUAAAUGUAAUAAAUAAAUUCCAAAAAUUAUGAUAAUUCUCCAAACUGGGCAAACCUCAAACGCAAGCCUUAAUUUUUAUUUUAUUUUUUAUUUUUCCUUUUCAAGGUUUUGAUUCAGCCGUUUUUUCUUCGGUAAUUAUCACUUGCUUUAAGAAACUGGGGAGAUCUCGAUUAUAUUAUGAAGAACGGGGAUUAGAUAUUUUAAGAAAGAAUUGGGGGAAAAGGGAAAAAAAUCUUGUCUUCUUCAUAUUCAGCGGUAAACCAACAAAAAUCCUCCUGUUUCUGUUUUAAUGGCUGUCAGCAACCACCUUCUUAAAGCUCUGGAUAAAGUACAAUAGCAGUAACAAACAACCUUCGGGGAAUCAUAACUUUGACCUUUUCCCAAACCGAAAAUUUUGUUUCCAUGCGCUGAUUUGUUUGUAAAGAUCCAAUCUUUUUUUUUGUUCUCUUUUUGGGGUUUCAAAUACUCAAAGACUAAGAACUUCGUUUUGGAGAACUCAACUCGCACCAUGCAGAUUUUAAUUAAGAAAUUCACCUCUCUCUUCUGGGUUAUUGAGGUUCUUGGGUUUCUUGGGAUGUUUUUUCCAUUGCAAAUUCAUGCCCUGAAAGCCCCUUUUCAUCCUUCCGACGUUUUGCCUGUUCUCCCAAGGCAAGUCUCAUGGCCGAUUCUGAACUACUUGAAUGGUGCUGCGGACCUUUUGCCUUCGUUUGUUGGGGCUGCUUUGCCUGCCAACAAUACCUUGGAUUGGAAAGGGGCAUGCUUUUAUCAGAACACUGCUUGGUUGGAGUUUCACAACAAGACUGGCAGUCAGUUUGGUGGCGGUACUCUGCAUCUCAAGAUUAGCCAUGCACAUAGCUGGACAUGUAUGGAUCUUUACAUCUUUGCAACUCCAUACCGUGUGACCUGGGACUAUUAUUUUUUGUCCCGGGAACACACCUUGGAGUUUAAUGAAUGGGAUUCAGAGGCUGAGUAUGAAUACGUCAAGCAUAAGGGAAUUUCAAUAUUCCUUAUGCAAGCAGGAAUGCUAGGAACACUUCAGGCACUGUGGGAUGUCUUCCCCUUGUUUACAAACACUGGUUGGGGUGAGAACUCAAACCUUGGGUUCCUCAAGAAACACAUGGGGGCUUCAUUUGAGCAGCGACCCCAACCUUGGGUGACUAAUGUCAGUGUUGAUGACAUUCACUCUGGUGAUUUCCUUGCGAUAUCAAAAAUUCGUGGCCGAUGGGGUGGUUUUGAGACUUUAGAGAAGUGGGUUAGUGGAGCGUAUGCUGGUCAUACCGCUGUUUGUUUAAGAGACUCUGAAGGAAAGCUAUGGGUUGGGGAAUCAGGACAUGAGGAUAAGGAGGGGCGAGAUAUUAUUGCAAUUAUGCCGUGGGAGGAGUGGUGGGAAUUUGAGUUAAAAAAGGAUGAUGCAAAUCCACACAUUGCUUUGCUUCCUUUACGCCCUGACAUCCGGGCCAAGUUCAAUGAGACUGCUGCCUGGGAAUAUGCACGAAGCAUGGAUGGGAAACCCUAUGGAUAUCAUAACUUGAUUUUUAGCUGGAUAGACACAAUUGAUGGAAAUUAUCCUCCACCUUUGGAUGCUCAUCUGGUUGCGUCUGUCAUGACUGUCUGGAGUCAGAUACAGCCAUCAUAUGCUGCUAAUAUGUGGAAUGAGGCUUUAAACAAGCGGCUUGGAACAAAGGUUUUUUCUUGGACUUGUUAUCUUAUUCGCUAACUAUUCUUAAGGAAAUGAGUUAUAAAUUUUCAUAAACAGAGAGGAAGGUUGAGGAAUCUAUGUAGUGACUAACCAGUUCCCCCUUGAAAGAUUCAAAUGUUUAAGGAAAAGCUUAGAUCCUAAUUAUGCCAUUUGUGUGUGGUAAGAUCUGUAUGGAUAUUAAGACCUAUGGCUAUGGCUGACAUAAUUUGUGGACCCCAACAGAGUUAGUCCCUCUUGGCUGACCUGUAUGUAUUUUAAACGAAAGAGCUAAGAUUCUAAGACUGCCACUCCUAGAUGCUUGUUCAAAACCUUCUAGUGAUAAAUAAACUUAGGUUCUAUAAUACUCUGUUUCAAUUUGGUUUAGUAAUUAAUUUGAUCAUGUGUCCUUAUUUUGUUCAUGAAGGGCCUCAAUCUCUCUGAUGUUCUGGUUGAAGUUGAGAAGCGUGGAUCAUCUUUUGCUCAACUGUUGGCGAUUCCGGAACAGGAUGAUUGGGUGUAUAGUGACGGCAAAUCUACAUCGUGUGUUGCCUUUGUUCUUGAGAUGUACAAAGAAGCAGGGAUAUUUGGUGAUCUGAGAAAGUCCAUUCAAGUUACUGAGUUUACGGUCAGUUUGCUGAAACACUGACUCUCUUUCUUUGUAGCUGAUUAUUGUUAUUUUUCCACUCGGUAUGUUGAUAUAUGGUUGCAAACAAGAUUUUACCAAACUGCUCAGUUGGUUGAUAUAUGGUUGGGUAUGUUAGUUGUGUUCUCCAUUCAGUUUCUCUCUGUGAUCUGAUCUCCCGAACAGAUCCCUUUGAAGAGUGCUUAACAGUUUACUAAGUUAUUGUAAAGGAAAAGAGAUUCAUAGUGCAUGGUGUUUAUUGCUUUGAUCUUCAAGUAGUUUAUCUUUGUGAUUUGAUGUUCAAAAGAUUUAUGUUACUGAUCCAGUGUGGAACCCAUUCGAACAUCUAAAAAUUUUUCUCAUUUUGUUUGCAAUUCCAGAUAAAAGAUGCAUAUACACUGAACUUUUUUGAGAACGAUUCAAGCCGCUUGCCUCCGUGGUGCAAUGAUGGUGACACGGUGAAGCUUCCAUUCUGCCAAAUCAAAGGAAAAUACAGGAUGGAACUCCCUGGAUACAACAGCAUGGACCCUUACCCUCAUAUGAACGAGAGGUGCCCGUCUAUGCCACCAAGUUACUGCAGGACGAAAGGUUGCUGAUUAGUUUUAGCUGAUAGCCCCAAUAGAACGCAGGCAGUAAUGUUUUCAUAUAGUCUUGUAAGUAUAUCUCUUUGAAGUAGUUUGUCAUACGGAAUUAUACGUUUUUUUACUGACAAACUAGUUUAGUGAAGGGAGAAAAAGAAAAGAAGGUAGAGAAAGAAAGAUGUAGCUAUACAAAUUGUAAAUCCAAUGUAUAUAAGAUGAUGUUGCUUUCUAUAUAUGAAUGUCCAUUUUUUUUAAAAAAAAUUUUUUUAUUUCUCCUCUGCUGUUUUCUUUUAUGGGGUUGGAGUAG
Molecule: messenger RNA, 3466 nt
Organism: Oldenlandia corymbosa var. corymbosa
Lineage: Eukaryota; Viridiplantae; Streptophyta; Magnoliopsida; Gentianales; Rubiaceae
Source: the annotation of a GenBank genome assembly